Molecule: messenger RNA, 1617 nt
Organism: Zymoseptoria tritici IPO323
Lineage: Eukaryota; Fungi; Ascomycota; Dothideomycetes; Mycosphaerellales; Mycosphaerellaceae
Exons: 2
Coding region: 1-1617 (538 amino acids)
Source: RefSeq, a predicted model, not a curated record
AUGACUGAAAAUUCUAGCACUACGCCUUCAAACGGCCGCUCGCGCGCAGCAUCGCACAGCAUCGCGCAACUGAAGGGCAGCGAAACUGUCAAGGCUUCUCAAUCCGGCGCCCAGAACACCUUCCUGCAACCAGCAUCAACGACCUCUCCCACCAGUACCGGGGCGUCGCUUGAAGACGGCGGCUCCACGUUCACUCCGCGGGGCAACAUGACCACGUCAGCCCCAUCCAAUCACUACCCUCCGUCAGGCAGCUACUCUGCGGAACAUAUCACGACCCGGCUUCAUACGGUCUUCGAACAAAGCGAGCCAAGUGACACUCCGCCAGCGAAGGGCAAGGAUCUCGGUCAGCGUCGCAUCAACAUCCCCAACGUCCGCGUAGCCGAUACCUCUAACACAAGCCACGAGGCCAGGCCUUCCAUGCGCUUCAAUCUCACCAAGGGUCAUCGCGAGGAGCUUCGUGAACUGCGCAAAGGACCAUCGACACCCUUCAAAAGCAAGCUCAUCGAUGCAAACAGUGCACUUCUUACGGAAGACGAAAAGCACGAAUACCUACCAGAUCUGGAACUUGCCGUCCGGUGGACAACGUUCCUAGUACACCUCGACAUCGGUUUGACCAACGCCGUCGUCAUCGUCUUCGGCGAUCGCAAGGCGCUCCACCCUUCCGACUUUGAGUGGGCGGUUGAGAAAGUUACGGAAGGUCAUGACUAUAUCAAAGACACAGUCUGCGUCCAGGCACACGCCUUGGUGCAGGAGCUCACUACUGAAGAUGCUUCUCUUUGGGAUCUCACCGACAAUGACUUCGCCAAGUAUCUGGACGGCAAUUUCGACACCGAGCAGUACUUUUCUGUCUUCGACUUCAUGAGGGACUUCAUCAACUUCGAAGGCUCAUCAAAGCUCGGCAAGUGGUACAUGCAGAAUGUCUUUAUCAAUCUCGUGGUCCGCGUCCGCAAGUGCAUGGCUGAUGCUGAUGCCGACAGCUGGCAGAAUGUCCUCAAUUUCUUCGACGGCGUUGCGCUUGUCAAGGCGCAUGACACAGUUGAUAUGACAGCCUUCCAGCAGCUGACGGAGAAAUUUCGCGACGAAAAGGAGCUUCAGCAUCGCAGAAUCGCCGCCACGCGGCACACCUUCAUCUCCAGGGGCUCGGCACCUCAGAAGGAGGCCAUCUUGCCGUUCUCUGAUAUUCGCACUGGUGGUAUGGAGGAGGUUGAAGCUAUCGAUGCUGCUGUGGGGGACCAGAUGGAGACCAAUAAUACGGACUGGGCUUAUACCGAGCUCUAUCACGAUACGCCCACAACAAUCCUAGAAAGCACACAGUUCGAUCAGAAGAGCCUCGGCAUCGACCGCGACAACGAGAUCCGUGAGGAUGGCACGAUCGAGACUAGUAUCAGCCAAGCGAUCGAUGGCGGUUCUGUGGGCAAGGGAAAGUCUAGUGCGGAGGGGGAUGGCGCCGAGAAGGAUGGCGCUGAGAAGGAGCAGGAGGAUGUCGUUUGGAGCAAUGCCGGAUUCGAAGUUGAAGAGGAGCACGGAGAGCAUGAUGAAGAGGAGAAUGGGAGGAUGCAGAGGUGCCGAGGGUCAAGUGGAACGACGGAGGAUUCAAAUUGGCGGUGGAGGAUUUGA